GCAGAUCACACCCCAGACGCUACAGCAGCAGCCUAUUGCCAGAGUCACAAUGCAGAAAUACACUCUCUUGCUGGUCUGUCUGGUAGCAGCUGCUACUGCGUACACAACCAAGUACGACAAUAUCGACCUGGACGACAUCCUGCAUAACGACCGCCUGCUCAAGAAGUACCACGAGUGCCUCCUCUCUGAUAGCGACGCCUCCUGCACGCCUGAUGGGAAGGAGCUCAAGGCCGCCGUCCCUGAUGCGCUGACCAACGAGUGCGCCAAAUGCAACGAGAAGCAGAAGGCUGGUGCCGAGAAGGUGAUCAGGUUCCUUAUCAAGGAGAAGCCCGACCUGUGGACGCCGCUGGAGAACAAGUACGACCCCACCGGCACCUACAGGCAGAAGUACGGCGAGGAGCUGAAGAAGGUCUCCGCCUAGACUCCUGCAUCUACUAGUCUAUGCUACUGUGAUAUCAGCAAAUCAAUAUCUCAUGUAAUCAAUUUUUUCCAUUGCCAUAUGCUCAUCUUCAUUAAUAAAUAAUUAAUAAACAAUGGAAAA
This is a messenger RNA of Schistocerca americana (American grasshopper), 541 nucleotides long. RefSeq names its product allergen Tha p 1-like. The transcript has 2 exons. The record is from RefSeq and is a predicted model, not a curated record. Lineage: Eukaryota; Metazoa; Arthropoda; Insecta; Orthoptera; Acrididae. Bases 50 to 421 code for a protein of 123 amino acids.